CUUCCCUUAGAAAGUCAUUCACAAUCUAGUAACUCUAUUGAUCUAAUAAUCGCAAAAAAGGAAAGAACCAAAAAGAUGUCUCUGAUAACCGAGGAGAUCAAAGCCAAAUCAGAGGUAUACCAUGGAGAUGAAAUAUGCCAAGUGAAGUCCAAGGAACUUCUUAAGGAAAUAAGCCUACCCAAUGGCCUUUUGCCUUUGAAAGAGAUUGAAGAAUGUGGUUAUCAUAGGGAGAGUGGGUUUGUGUGGCUUAAACAGAAGAAAAGCCGUACACACAAGUUUGAGAAAAUUGGGAAGCUUGUGAGUUAUGGUACUGAAGUCACUGCCACUGUUGAGGUUGGUAAGAUCAAGAAGCUAACUGGUGUGAAGGUGAAGGAGCUGUUGGUUUGGCUUUCAUUGAGCGAUAUCUAUGCAGAUAAUCCACCCACUGACAAAAUCACGUUCAAGACCCCUGCUGGGCUUUUCAGGACAUUCCCUGUCUCAGCUUUUGAAAUAGAAGAAGUUAAGGAUGUGAAGGAAGAAAACAAAGAUCAAGUCAAAGAAGCAGCACCUGCUGCUACUGCUACUGUUGAAGUCAAAGAGGUGUGAUUCAGUUUCUGAAUGAAGAAAAAUUCGUUUCAUAAGUUUAUUAAAAUGCUGGUUAUGUUAUGUUCCAGUAAAUUGUAAUCCUUUCAAUUUCUUGCUUCACAGCUAUGCUAGUUAUGUCUUUGAUUUUGCUGCUCUCAUGGGGCGGUUUACUUAAAGUCUAAAGAUAUAUAAAAUUAUAAUAUUUUUACUUUGGCUUACUGCAAUUCCAGGUCGAGAACAAUGCAAAGCAGCUAUAAUUU
Cicer arietinum (chickpea) is the source of this 824-nucleotide messenger RNA. RefSeq lists its product as uncharacterized. The record is from RefSeq and is a predicted model, not a curated record. NCBI's taxonomy places the organism in Eukaryota, Viridiplantae, Streptophyta, Magnoliopsida, Fabales, Fabaceae.